Molecule: messenger RNA, 2529 nt
Organism: Parascedosporium putredinis
Lineage: Eukaryota; Fungi; Ascomycota; Sordariomycetes; Microascales; Microascaceae
Source: the annotation of a GenBank genome assembly
AUGGACAGACCUUCGGGCCCUCUGGGCGCCGCGACCCAGUCGACGGGUCGAAGCCUGCCUGAUUUACCAACGCAAUCCAUCACGAUGCGACGACCAGUCGGUGCUCCCCGAACUCGAUCCCCGCCGCCGCUCUCAACGCUCCAGUGCCUCCCGUGCCCCUAUUCCCAAGAUCCGAAAGGUCCCUUCGAAUCCGGCCCUCUCCUCCGCUUCUCUCGCUCCCCCGGCGCCCACGCCAGCGAGCAAGGUCAUCGCCUUUGCGAGGAAGCCAUGCAGAAUGCCCUUCAGGAGAAUGAAGCCCAGGCUCAGCGAGCGGAGGGCGGAACCACCAAUGCAGAACUGAAGCCGGGUGUGACGAUUGAUCUCAGCCGCAAGGGGAUUCGAGAGCUUCCUGAGGAGGUUGUCGACGUGAUCAAGCACGAGCUGGAACGACUUGCUUUGUCCCACAAUCAACUCACGGCGUUUCCUACGAGAUUCUCCGAAUGCACCUCGUUACGAUACCUAAACGUUAGGAACAACCAGAUCAAGGACUUUCCCCUUCCCUUGUGCGACCUCAAAUCCCUCGAGAUUCUCGACCUCGGUCGGAAUAAGCUCCGAAUCCUACCACCCGAAAUUGUGAGAUUGACCUCGCUCAAGGUCCUCUCGGUCCAACGGAAUCGAAUUCGAGAAUUGCCCUUGUGUCUUGCCGACAUGGCAUCGCUACAAGUGUUGAAAUUGGAUGGAAAUGAUAUCAUGUUCCCGCCACCCGAAGUAUUCCAGGUUCCCGCCACCACACCGCCCAGCGAGGGUGUUUUACGUGAAAACGACGUGACCGAGCUCGCCGUCACAGCCCACAUAAAACGCGUCGCCAGCGGGCGUUUCCCCAUCAAGGUUAACGGCAGCGAAGUGGCGGAUAUACGGUCGCCCGCCAGCAUGCGUCCUCCGCCCAUUCCGACGCGUUCUCACUACCGCGGACUCUCCCAGCAGAGCACAACGAUGCGUCGGACCAAUGUCAUGCCCCUGACGAUUGGCAACGAGCGGCCGGAGAGCAGAUCCCGCCGCAUGGCGGUCAUGUCCAAGAAGGGAUCUGAUCUAGGGACGCUGGACGAGACCCAGGCCAAUAACCGCUUUAGCCACUACCGAGGACUCAGCCACGGCUCCGCGAUGCAAGGGCCGGGAGCGAACGCGAAUCUAGCAGACAAGAGCCCCGCGAGCCCUGCGGAGCCAUACUUGCAGCGACCGAUCUACGUUCGACGACUCUCCAUCCUCCCCGAAAGACGGCGAGAAUCCAAGGUGUAUGACCCUACGAUCGAGACGGCCAAGGGCAUACUAUACUCGGUGUUCCAGAUCCAUCCAAUGAUUCAGAUGCUCAUGAGCCUCACCAAUGACGGGUCGGCCAAGCGCUCUAGUCUGGAGAUUGUGUUUUAUAAUACUAAUUCUCACGUCGAGGAGCUUGAGCAGGCCAUCCAGAAGCACGAUCCGCUCAACGGCGACGACGAGGCGUCGGCGUACCACGACAACGAGAAUGUGCACCGGGCGUGCCAGACACUGGUCAGUGCCUAUACGCACGUGUGCACCCUUCUGGCGGGCAACAUCGAUACCUUUGUGGACAACGGCGAUCCCCGAUACAUCCGGACGCUGCUCGUACUCCUGUACAACAGCAUCAUGGAGCUGAGGCGGUCAUCGGAGCUUGUGAUGAGGUCACUACCGGGCCUCGUGGCGCAGCUCAGCGGGGGUCUUCGAAACGCCAUCCAAAACCGGGAACGCAACGGUAUCACGGAGGAGGUGAUACGGGCGUGGAGGUUGAUGGUGUCCAAGGCGACGACGGCGGUGCAGCAAACGGAAACGCUCAAGGCGCGCAUGUCGCUGAUCAAGCUCAAGGAGCCUGGCAUCCGGACGCAAACGGCGUUCUGGAACGUGUGCAGCAACUUCCUCCGGUCGUGGAGCGAUUUCGGCGCGGCGAUGAAGUACGCGGUCGGGCAGCACAACCUACCCAUCGGGGCAGACGCGCGCGCGCCUCCGACCGAUCCACCAGGCGAUCAAGGAAACGACGGACGCUAUCCGGCGGUCGCCGUGGUCGUAUAUCCUACGCGAGUCGAUGGGACCGAUGCUCAUGAACCCGAUGAUGUCGCCGCAGGAGCCCGGUAUGGGGGUGGGCCGAUGCAGCAGAUGCCCAUGACGCCGCAGAGCGCGGCGUUGGGGCCGGCGGCGCAGGCAACAAUCCCCUCGACACCGCAGAGCGCGUCGUUCUCGUCGGCCUUUUCCGGCAACGUGUUUGAGCGGGCGGACGCGCUGAUUUCGUACGGCGGGCUGGCGAUGCCGUCGCGAACGGGGACGAUGACGAGCAGCGGCGGUCCGGGGCCGGGCGGCCCAGGCGGGCUGGGCAUGACGGGCAGCAGCAUGGGCGGGUCAAUGUCGUCUUCGUCGUCCAUGUCCAUGUCCAUGUCUAUGUCGAUGCAGGACGGGAGCGGGGCGAUGACGCCGGCGACGAUGUUGAGUCCUGGCUCGAGCUUUUCCUCGGCGCGGCUGAAUGGGACGCGGAUGGCGUUUUAG